This is a messenger RNA of Neurospora tetraspora, 669 nucleotides long. RefSeq lists its product as uncharacterized. The transcript is spliced from 3 exons. NCBI's taxonomy places the organism in Eukaryota, Fungi, Ascomycota, Sordariomycetes, Sordariales, Sordariaceae. Bases 1 to 669 code for a protein of 222 amino acids. The record is from RefSeq and is a predicted model, not a curated record.
AUGCACCCUUGCCGAGAGGAUCCCACACCAAAGUUCUGGAGCAGAGAGGAUUUUUUUAUGACAGGUGCAGCUCCGGCCGGGUCUCCGCUCAAGACCAUCUCUCGACACUCGAAGCCGGAACUAACACAAGUCAGCCAAACACCACUCAAAAUGCUUUCCAAGAAGAUCCUUGCCAUUGGCGUAUUCCUCGCCUCCAUGGCCUCUGCCACUCCUGUUCCGGUUCCCGCUGAGGACGGUCUCAUCAUCAUCGAGCAGACCGAGAUCGAAGACGGGACCAUCACCUGGUACGGCGAGGGAUCUACCCCCAUCACCGCCCGCUCCCCCGUGUCACCCGAGCUCCACAAACGCUGCGGCUCCAACACCGUGACCUGCUCCGGCUCCCACAAAGCCUACCAGCCCGUGUGCAUCAACUUGAUCAACAGUCUUUCGAGCCAGUCCAUCCCGCAGUCUCCUCGCUCGGUCUGCUUGAGCCAGGGGGGCAACCAGUGCUGCAUCAGCUGGGCGAACGUCGUCCAGGAUGCGCAGUUCUGGUAUCUGCAGUCCGCGGCCUGGAAAGCGCUGAAUGGCUGUGUUAGCAACAACCAUGUCAGUGGAUUGACCAGAGAUACAUUGAUUGGAAAUACUUGCACUACUCAGUGCCUGUCUGAUCGCGCCAGCGGUUGCUCCUAG